UGACAACACAACAAAGUGAAAAAAGUUUUUUUUAAUUUAAAUAGAAUGAAGUAACUCAAUUUAAAAAUAAUGGAUGAAAACAAAAACAGUCACUCCACAGCUAAUCAGGAGAAAAAAAGUUCAUCAUUUGAUGAGCUAUCCAGAGAGGAAUUAAUAACGAAAUGUAACAAAUUGUUAUUGAUUGCCCGAAAGGCAAAAAAUUCAAAAGAUGAAUUAUUUGAAGAAAAUAAACAAAUAAAAGAGGAAUUAGAUAAACUAAAACAACAGAAUGAGGUAAUACAAGAAGUUGUUGAAAAUCUCACACAAAAUAAACUCGCAAGUGCAAAUCAAAUAGAGGAAGCGAAUAAACAAAUUUCAAAAAGAGACGUGUCCAUUCGACAACUACAAACCAAAAAUGAUGAGGUCACAAUUGAAAAUGAAUCGUUAAAAAGACAACUACAAAGGUUAACUGAUGAAAAUGAAUCAUUGAUAGAAGAUAUGCAAUCAAUUGAAUCGAAAACGUCCAAAUGCGAUAAUGAUGAGGAAAAUGAAAAAAUCAAUAAACUUAAUGAGGAAAUUUUAUCAUUGAGAACGCAAUAUGAAGAAAAAUGCAAAGAAAUCUCGUCACUUAAAGAAGUGAUUGACAAUAAAUCAAUAAAAAUAAAAAAUGUUAUUCAAGAGAAUUCUGAAUUAAAAACAUCUAUCGAAUCAAGUAAUACACCAUCGGAUGAAAUUAAGGUCCGUUAUGAAAAAGUAUUAAAAAAGCUGAAAGCGUACAGAGAAAAAUUAUUUGAAGUUUAUGAGCAAGCAAAGCUAAUCAAAGCUGAAAAGAGUGUCUUGUUGAGUUUAACUAAAGAGUAUGGUGAUUAUGUAGCCAAUUGGCAAAAAGAUAUUGCCAAUGCAUCAACAAGACUUGUGAUUCAAUUGAAAGAAUUGAACUUAGAAAUCAAAAAUAAAAAUGAGGAGAUAAAAAAACUUGAGGAAGCUCUUGAAGCAGCAAAAGUCCAAAAUUCAAACGAAAAAGAAAUUGGUGAAAUGAAGCAACAAAUUGAAACAUUAAAUGAGACCAUCAAGGCAAAAGAUAAGCUCCUUGAUGAAGAAAAAGAAGCACAGAAGAAACUGAAACAGUCCAUGAAGAAACCAAGUGUAUUAGAUUUAGAAAUCGAAGCAUUUGAGAAGACUCUUGACGAAACGAAUAAAAAGUUAGAAACCAAGAAGAAACAAGUAGUGGAAUUAGAAGAUACAAUUUCAAUUCAAAAUGAGACGAUAAAUUCCUUCAAGUCACAAAUCGCUUCAUUAGAAGAAAAUUUGGAAUCUGAAAAGGCACAUUCUGUAGAUAUCAAGAAAAAUCUUGACAACCAACUUAAUCUGCUUCGAAAAACAGAACACGAGAGAACGGAAUCAAAUUUGCAAUAUGAUUUAUUAACCAAAAAUUACGAAAGUUUAAAAUUAGAAAAUAAUGAAGUAAAAUUGGAAAUGGCUAAGACAGUUGGGGAGAUGGAAAAAAGAUACCAAUCUCUUGAAUCUGAACGCAAUGAGUUGUUAAAAAAUAUAAGCUUUUUAGAGAGUGAGGUUGAGAAAUUUAAGAAAUUAUCAUCAGCACAUGAAAAAGAAAUUGAAGAUAUUAGAAGUGAAUUUGUUAGCUAUAAAGUACGAGCACAAAGUGUUCUUCGCCAAAAUCAAACAAAAGACUUGGGUAAAGAACACGAGUUACAAGAUGAAGUUGUUAUUCUAAAGACAUCUUUAGAAAAUUUCAAGGAAUCAAAUCAUAAAAUUAAUAGCGAAUUAGAAGCAUUGAAGAAAAAUUACAACAGUCUUGUCGAAGAUAAAACAAGACUUCAAGGUAGAUGCAAAGAUUUGUUAUCAACAUUAGAAAAGCAAAGUGAAGAAGUAUUGGACGAAUCACGCAAGAGAAAUCAAGAGCAUGAUGAAUCUAUCAAAGCAUAUCAGUUACAAAUUGAUACUUUAAAUACUUUUUACAAAAAGCGAAUACAAGACUUGGAAGAAUCAAAACAAAAUUCCAUCCUUGAACUUCAAGAUAAAAUAAGUAUUUUAGAGAGAAAUUCUGCACAGAAUGCUUCUAUGACAUCGAGUUCAGAAGCAGUUUUAAUACCUAAAACUGACGAUCAGAAAUUAUCAAAUAUGCUUGAUUUAAUGGACAGAGAAGUUGAAGGAUCAGAAGAUCAAUCAUCCCAGUCAAUGACUUAUAGUCAUUUCCACAAUAAAAGGAAAAUUUCACGCGGUCGUGAUUUGAUUCCACUCGAUGAGCUUUUAAAUUCAUCAUUUGAUGACAACUACAAUGAAAUGAAUGAAGAAACAAUUUCUAAUUAUUCAUCGCCUUCAGAACUACUUGAACAGACUAAAACAAGGUUGCAAAAAGAAGAAAGUCGAGUUGUACAUCUUACGACUUUAUUAGCUGAUUCUGAGAAAGAUUUAGCAAGAAUGCAGCAGUUGAAUGAAAUGUUAAAAGAAGAAGUUCGUCGUCAUCAACGCUCAAUUGAACGCGAGCAACAUAUUCAAAAUUCAGAGUAUCUUAAAAAUAUUAUCAUUAAGUUUGUGACUUUAAAUAAUGGUGAUGAAAAGCAAAGAUUAAUUCCAGUUCUUAAUACGAUUCUAAAAUUGAGUUCCGAUGAACUUCAGGUGCUACAAAAUUCAUGCAAAAGCGGAUGGGCUUUAUGGACGAAAUAGAAAAAUUUGUAACAAA
Chironomus riparius is the source of this 2683-nucleotide messenger RNA. The record is from the annotation of a GenBank genome assembly. NCBI's taxonomy places the organism in Eukaryota, Metazoa, Arthropoda, Insecta, Diptera, Chironomidae.